CCUCUUGGCAGUCGCCUCCCUACUCCCCGACAGGCCCCUCAUGUUUCCAUCAACUGGCAGAAACUAGAGAGUGGCCCUACUGCUUCACACUGGGAGCACAGACAGCUGGGUGAGAAAGAGCACGGCUCCUGCAGUGGGCAUUGUGGCCACCUCCAGUAGAGCAACUCUGAUGAACCUUCUACCAGCUCAGCCUGGAAUUUCAAGUGAAGGUGAUUAUAUGCAAAUGCAUACCAGUUUGCCCUUUUUCCCCUCUGUGAAUCAGCAACUUAAAAAGAGCUAAGAAAAGUGGAAGCCAUACUGGCUAGUCAGUCACGACACUGAGAAGGCUUAGAAGCUGCAAAGCCCCUCAGAGGUCCAGUGAUGUACAGCACCCCGGCCCCUCCAGAGGUCACAAGAAGGAACUCAGAGCCCAGCACUCGGCAGGGGACUCUUGGCAGCCUGCAGGGAGAGAAAGGCCAGAUCAUCUUCCCUGGCUUUGUCGUGCUCCUGACCAUCAUCCUGGUCAUCAUAGCUGCCUGUAUCCUGUGGAGCUGGAAGAAACAGAAGAAGCGACCUGUUCCUUACUUCCAAGUAGCUCCAUCGCUGACUCUGCCUCCACCCAGACAGCGAGCCAAAAAUAUUUAUGACUUCUUGCCCCGGCAGCAGACAGAGUUAGGGAGACAUCAGCUGAGUGGUUUCAGUACCGAGAGCCUCCUCUCCAGAGCAUCUGACAGCCCUGAGCCUGAGGCCCCCCAAGCCAAUGGUUCCCUUCAGAUGCAUAGAGUGUCCGUUCAUGCUGUGGAGUAUACAGUAGACAUCUAUGACAAUGGCACAGUGCCCCAGAUGUGCAGGCACCUGGCCUCCUCAGCACAUCAUGCCUGUGUCAAAACUUCCAGAAGUAACCCCAGCAUUUCUUCCAAGGAGUCAAAUGAUUAUGUCAAUAUCCCCACAGCAGAGGACACUGGUGAGACUCUAAAUCGCAUAGAAAGCACUCCUGAAAAUCACCUUGGUCUUCCAAGUGCCCUGCCGCUGGAGUUUGCUGAAGGAGGGCAUGCAGGCUGUGGAAAUGCCACUGACCACAAUGGUUUUGGGGCUCCAGGACCCAAGUGCAGUGAUUCACUCAGCGACAGAGACGAUUCAUCUCAGACUUCAAACGACUACGUCAAUAUGACAGGGUUGGCUCUUGAGAACAUCCAAGAGAAUCGACCCAGGGGAGCUUUUCAGUGCUGCAGAGAUUAUGAAAAUGUCCCAUGGGUAGAUACCAAUGAGAGCCAGCUGCCGACUCUGGAAGAAGUGGCAUCGUCAACUGUAGACCACAGGGAACCUGUCCGGAGGACCCUCUCUUCAGUGUAUCAUAUGGCAUUUCAGCCGUCGGCACAGGGUGAGGACAGUGCCGUGGUCCAUGGAGAAGAGCAGUCAAGUGAAGACUCCAGUGACUAUGAGACUGUGCUGGUUGCUGAGUUAGAAGGCAGGGACUGGAAGCAGGGACCUGGUACUCAGCAUCCUUCUGAUGAAGGAACACCAGGCGACCUAGCUGGAAAGCUCUGUGAGGUGGUCUACCCUGCUGGGUCUUUAGCCACUGAAACAUCUGACGAAGAUGCCUGAAUGCCCUCAGGACUCACUUGGUGAGGGGAAGGAGGCCAAGAAGAACUGGGCACUAGCAGGCUUCCCCAAAGCAAAAGUUUAGGAAGUCCAGAAAAUCCUUCCUGAGCAAGAUUGCUGUUAGCUCUCAGGACAACUGAAGAAAGUUAGUGACACUAUGUUAUGGGGAUGUUGGGGAUAAAAAGGCACAUAGCACUUAGAGUGGAAGCAUGAUGUGAUAGAAAGUAAUCAGGGUCACAAACUCCAGCUGGCUACUAAGCAGCUGUGGUCCAGGCAAGCCAAAAGGAGGAUCAGGCUGGGGUAGUGGGAGAUUUCCAGCUUGAGAAGAGCUGGUGAGGGUGUAGAACGACAGGAGCCCUGUUGAUUUGGAGCUGUCCAUCUCACCCUUAGGAUCUGAAACUACU
Molecule: messenger RNA, 1985 nt
Organism: Mus caroli (Ryukyu mouse)
Lineage: Eukaryota; Metazoa; Chordata; Mammalia; Rodentia; Muridae
Gene: Lax1
Product: lymphocyte transmembrane adaptor 1
Biological process (GO): lymphocyte activation; intracellular signal transduction; negative regulation of T cell activation
Cellular component (GO): plasma membrane
Source: RefSeq, a predicted model, not a curated record